AUGGAAUACACUUGGGAACAAUUAAACUAUUUUAGAGCAUGUUACAUCGCCUUCAACUUAGUUCCCCAAGGGCUUCGAAAAGUCUUCAAACAAGAGUGGGAUUUCCUCUACAAGACAACUCCGUUUGGGGAAUGGAAAGAUAUUUCCCAAAACGGCCGCGAUUUCGACAGCAAAGAAUCACGAAAGAGUCACACAAAGAAUGCGCGACUUUUGGCGACAAUAAAAAGGGGAAACACGGCUGAGUGGGAUUGCAGUUGCCUGUUUUUUGCUAUUUUGUACUCGGAUUGCAUUGGCAGUACUCUUAGUACAGCAGUCAGAAAAGAAGUUGACGAUCUCAGACAAGUUCGAAAUGAUAUCGCUCACUUGAACGAGGUUGAACUUACUGAUGCUGCAUUCCAUAAUUAUGUAGCGAGAGUGUUAGCUGCUUUUAAUUCACUGAAGCUUCCAAUAAAUGAAGUUGAUGAUAUCAAAAACCAGACAGACUUUCCAACAGCUGAAGUAAAUAGCCUUAAAAUGCAGGCUGAUAAGCUUAGAGCUGACCUGAAAACCCAAAAACAAGAAAACAAAAAUCUAACAUCUGAAUUACAAUUGACUCAAGCCACAUUACAGACAAAGCAGAACGAAGUGAAAACACUCGGCGAGGGUUUAAAAACCGUAGAAGAAGAAAACAGAAAUCUAACCUCGGAAUUACAAUCGACCCAAGCCACAUUACAGACAAAACAUGAAGAAGUAGAAACUCUCACUCAGGAAAUCAAUUCCAAAGUCGAGUCUUUCUGUACUCUGACAUUCAAGCCAUCACAUAAAAUCAUCAAACGAUCAAGUGAUGUCACAAGAAUUAUGACAAAACUGGACGAGCUUUACAACGAAAGUAAUGGAGCUAUCAGUACCAUUUAUCUAUCAGGAAUACCAGGCUGCGGAAAAAGCCAAUUAGCUCGACAACUGGGACAGGACAUUUUCGAUAGGAGGUUGCAUGAGAUUGACAGUCUUAUGUUCGUUGCAACCCUAAAUGCAGAAACCCUAGAUACACUUGCAGACUCCUAUUCCAGUCUGGCAAGACAUUUGGGAAUAACAGAAUACACUCUUACCAACCUCGAGACUUUUACAAAGGAGAACCCAAGAGAAAAAAUCCAGUAUCUGAAGCAAGUCAUUUAUCCAAAGACGAAGCAGUUCUCCAACUGGCUGAUAAUUGCAGAUAAUGUUGUUGACCUAUCAUUGGUUUGUAGGGAUCUGCCUCCUACCGGUAGUGAAGAAUGGGGCCAUGGUCAGGUGCUAAUAACUACUCAAGAUAGCAGGUUAAUACCCUCCAGUGCUCCACUUACUUACCAUGAGUCUCUUAGCAAUGGAAUGCAUCCCGAUGACGCAGUGAACCUAUUACGACAAGUAUCUCAGAUUCAGGAUCAGAACCAAGAUGAAAAAGUCGCUGAAGUUCUUGAGUAUCAACCACUUGCUUUAGCAGCCGCUGCCUUUUAUGUACAAACCAUUGUGCUUAGUGGUUCUCCGAACUACCACUGGAAAGACUACUUGGAAGCACUUUCCCACGGCGAACGUGAAGCGACAGAAAAACUUCUUGCAAACCAGAACAUAGCGUAUUCCGAAGCAACAACUACUGCUAUUCAAAUGGCAAUUAUGAGAGCUUUAGAAAGUGAUGACGUUCUUCGAGAAGUAUUGUAUUUGUUUUCUCUAUGCGCACCUGAGUCUCUUCCGAUGGAAGUUGCUGUUGACUUUGUUAAAUUACGUAUCACUGGGGAAACAGAAGAAUUGAUUAAAACUAAACUUUUCAAAGCCUCCUUAUUGUCCUGUUCACACGACAAAGACGGCUCAGAUACCUUUAUAAGGAUGCACAACAUCGUUCAUGAAGUGCUCAAGUCAAUAACAACAUCUAAAAUUGACUCAACAGACAGAGUUCAGUGCAUUUCUGAUGUUAUUGAGAUCUUUCACUCUUUAAUGGAGGAGAACAUAAAUCGGUUACAUUCAAGUAGGCAUAUUUUUGCUAAGUUACGUGUAAUUACGAGUCACUGUAAAGUAUUACACGUAAUUGUUAACACCGAUUUCACUAAAUCAAAAGUACUGCUAACUUCAAUCAACCCUAGAAAGUUAGUUUCGUGGCUUUCUUUAGCCGCUAAUGUUUGCUGUGACCUUAGUAACCCGUCGGAUGCAUAUCGUUUUAGUACGUCAAUCUGUAAUUUUAUACAUUUUCUUAAUGAUUUCAAGGAAGACAAAUUGUUAAGAGCGAACAUAUACAGCAUACAAGGAAAUGUUUACAGAGACCUUGGCCAGUACAGUGAAGCUAAAGAAUACUAUGAGAAGGCUCUCAUCGUUAGAAAAGAGAUUUACGGUGAAAAGCAUGGUGACGUAGCUGCAAGUUACAACAAUCUGGGAAUUGUUUACAGUGACCUUGGCCAGUACAGUCAAGCUAAAGAAUACUAUGAGAAGGCUCUCAUCAUUCGAAAAGAGGUUUAUGGUGAAAAGCAUGGUGACGUAGCAGCAAGUUACAACAACCUGGGAAUUGUUUACAGGGACCUUGGCCAGUACAGUGAAGCUAAAGAAUACUAUGAGAAGGCUCUCAUCAUUAAAAAAGAGGUUUACGGUGAAAAGCAUGGUGACGUAGCAGCAAGUUACAACAACAUGGGAAUUGUUUACAGUGACCUUGGCCAGUACAGUGAAGCUAAAGAAUACUAUGAGAAGGCUCUCAUCAUUAGAAAAGAGAUUUGCGGUGAAAAGCAUGGUGACGUAGCUGCAAGUUACAACAACCUGGGAGCUGUUUACAAAGAGCUUGGCCAGUACAGCGAAGCUAAAGAAUACUAUGAGAAGGCUCUCAUCAUUAAAAAAAAGAUUUACGGUGAAAAGCAUGGUGACGUAGCUGCAUGUUACAACAACCUGGGAAUUGUUUACAAAGAGCUUGGCCAGUACAGCGAAGCUAAAGAAUACUAUGAGAAGGCUCUCAUCAUUAAAAAAAAGAUUUACGGUGAAAAGCAUGGUGACGUAGCAGGAACUUACAACAACCUGGGAAUUGUUUACAGGCACCUUGGCCAGUACAGUGAAGCUAAAGAAUACUGUGAGAAGGCUCUCAUCAUUAAAAAAAAGAUUUACGGUGAAAAGCAUGGUGACGUAGCAGCAAGUUACAACAACCUGGGAAUUGUUUACAGUGACCUUGGCCAGUACAGUGAAGCUAAAGAAUACUAUGAGAAGGCUCUCAUCAUUAGAAAAGAGAUUUACGGUGAAAAGCAUGGUGACGUAGCAGCAAGUUACAACAACCUGGGAAUUGUUUACAUACAACAACUAUGAAGGCUCUUGGCCAGAAGCUAAAGAAUACUAUGAGAAGGCUCUCAUCAUUUACGGUGAAAUGGUGACGUAGCAGCAAGUACAACAACCUGGGAAUUGUUUAAAGCAUGGUGACGUGAAAAGCAUGGUGACAAGUUACAACAACCUGGGAAUUGUUUACAGGGACCUUGGCCAGUACAGUGAAGCUAAAGAAUACUAUGAGAAGGCUCUCAUCAUUCGAAAAGAGAUUUACGGUGAAAAGCAUGGUGACGUAGCAGCAAGUUACAACAACCUGGGAAUUGUUUACAGUGACCUUGGCCAGUACAGUGAAGCUAAAGAAUACUAUGAGAAGGCUCUCAUCAUUAGAAAAGAGAUUUACGGUGAAAAGCAUGGUGACGUAGCAGCAAGUUACAACAACCUGGGAAUUGUUUACAGGGACCUUGGCCAGUACAGUGAAGCUAAAGAAUACUAUGAGAAGGCUCUCAUCAUUCGAAAAGAGGUUUACGGUGAAAAGCAUGGUGACGUAGCAGCAAGUUACAACAACCUGGGAAUUGUUUACAGUGACCUUGGCCAGUACAGUGAAGCUAAAGAAUACUAUGAGAAGGCUCUCAUCAUUAGAAAAGAGAUUUACGGUGAAAAGCAUGGUGACGUAGCAGCAAGUUACAACAACCUGGGAAUUGUUUACAGGGACCUUGGCCAGUACAGUGAAGCUAAAGAAUACUAUGAGAAGGCUCUCAUCAUUCGAAAAGAGGUUUGCGGUGAAAAGCAUGGUGACGUAGCAGCAAGUUACAACAACCUGGGAAUUGUUUACAGUGACCUUGGCCAGUACAGUGAAGCUAAAGAAUACUAUGAGAAGGCUCUCAUCAUUAGAAAAGAGAUUUACGGUGAAAAGCAUGGUGACGUAGCAGCAAGUUACAACAGCCUGGGAAUUGUUUACAGGCACCUUGGCCAGUACAGUGAAGCUAAAGAAUACUAUGAGAAGGCCCUCAUCAUUAGAAAAGAGGUUUACAGUGAAAAGCAUGGUGACGUAGCAGCAAGUUACAACAACCUGGGAAUUGUUUACAGGGACCUUGGCCAGUACAGUGAAGCUAAAGAAUACUAUGAGAAGGCUCUCAUCAUUCGAAAAGAGGUUUACGGUGAAAAGCAUGGUGACGUAGCAGCAAGUUACAACAGCCUGGGAAUUGUUUACAAUGACCUUUGCCAGUACAGUGAAGCUAAAGAAUACUUUGAGAAGGCUCUCAUCAUUAGAAAAGAAAUUUACGGUGAUCAACAUGCUUUGACUGAGCGAACGUUCCGCAACUUAAAGAUA
Porites lobata is the source of this 4570-nucleotide messenger RNA. The record is from the annotation of a GenBank genome assembly. Lineage: Eukaryota; Metazoa; Cnidaria; Anthozoa; Scleractinia; Poritidae.